AUGCAUACUUUACCUCAUCCGACCAUUCAGAUCGCGACGAUCCUAGUUGGCGACGCUGAAGUGCCUCUGUCCUUGUACUGGCAAGCCGUGGAUCUCUGGGAAGCCGGCCAUAGCAGCGAGAGAAUUGUAGUGCAUAUCGUUGCGACUCGGAAUGUUUCCAAUCUCGCCAUGUUUCGAGAAACAAUCCAGCACAUUGUUUACAACCAAGAAUUGAUCAAACGAAGCACCAUUCCGGCGAUUAUCACCAACACGAAUCCUGGCAUGCGACGAAACUCAAGGAUUGAAAACGUUGACGAGCUGGACAAUUUGGACGUUGCAGACAAGGUCGCACAGAGAAGAGAAAAAGAGAAACUUGGUCUGAAACAAUUAAUAGCUAGACUUGGUUAA
Molecule: messenger RNA, 387 nt
Organism: Lithohypha guttulata
Lineage: Eukaryota; Fungi; Ascomycota; Eurotiomycetes; Chaetothyriales; Trichomeriaceae
Exons: 1
Coding region: 1-387 (128 amino acids)
Source: RefSeq, a predicted model, not a curated record